This is a messenger RNA of Magnolia sinica, 1972 nucleotides long. Its product is annotated as putative protease Do-like 14. Gene Ontology annotation, molecular function: protein binding; serine-type endopeptidase activity. The record is from RefSeq and is a predicted model, not a curated record. The transcript has 11 exons. Lineage: Eukaryota; Viridiplantae; Streptophyta; Magnoliopsida; Magnoliales; Magnoliaceae. Gene Ontology annotation, biological process: proteolysis. Bases 141 to 1472 code for a protein of 443 amino acids.
GGUUUAAGGGAGCGUUACAAAGGGUUUAAGAGCGGAACGCAUUUUUUUCAUUUCUUCGUUUACUCCUCUCUUCAAUUUUCAUUUUCUUUAUUGAAAGGAUCGAAGCAGAAACCCUAAUUCGCGCUGCAGAUCCAACGCCCAUGACACGAUUUCUUAGAAGGCUGUCGCCGCUGCUUCCCAGGAGGGAUUCUGGAAGUGCAGGUGAUCGGAGCAGGGCUGCGCGGCUAUUAGCUUUGGCUGCUGUCGGCACAGCUGGCUUUAUAUGUUCCAAUGACUGCGACAGGGAUACCAAAACGAGUCUGUCGGUGUCCAAGCCAUUGCUUGAAUUGCUGUUGCAGUCAUGGAAGUCUCUGCUAGAGCUUCCUUGGAUGUAUUCAUGGGACAACUUCUCGGUAUCAGGGAAUCUUCCGCUACAUUUUUCCAGAGCAGGUUCUCUUCCAUCAACUGAUAUGAGGAAGGGGGCUUCUGGAGAUGUUGGAGAUAGCACUAAAUGCUGUCCUGGGUGUCUAAGUAGAGAUUCCAUUGCUACAGCUGCUGCUGUGGCUGGUCCUGCUGUUGUUAAUAUAUCAGUUACACAAGGUUUCCAUGGGAUGACCCUUGGGAAGAGUAUAGGCUCUGGAACAAUCAUAGAUCCUGAUGGUACAAUCUUAACUUGUGCUCAUGUUGUGGUAGACUUCCAGAGCAGGAGAACUAUUUCUAAGGGAAAGGUUGAUGUUACUUUGCAAGAUGGUCGAACAUUUGAGGGUACUGUUGUAAAUGCUGAUUUGCAUUCUGACAUUGCUGUUGUAAAGAUCAAAUCCAGAACUCCACUGCCAACAGCAAAACUUGGGUCCUCGUGCAAGCUUCGUCCUGGAGACUGGGUGGUUUCUUUGGGUUGCCCGCUUUCUCUCCAAAAUACCAUCACAGCUGGGAUUGUCAGCUGUGUUGACCGCAAAAGCAGUGAUUUAGGCCUUGGAGGUCAAAGGGAGUAUCUACAGACUGAUUGUGCAAUCAAUGAAGGUAACUCUGGGGGACCCCUUGUGAAUCUUGAUGGGGAAGUUAUAGGAGUUAAUAUUUUGAAGAUUGUGGCUGCUGAUGGUUUGAGUUUUGCAGUACCAAUUGAUACGGUUGCUAAAAUCAUUGAGCACUUCAGGAAGAAGGGGAGAGUUGUUCGGCCAUGGCUUGGAUUGAAAAUGCUUGAUCUCAAUGAAAUGGUUAUCGCUCAGCUUAAAGAAAGAGACCCUACUUUCCCGAAUGUAACCAAAGGGGUCCUCGUACCAAUGGUAACUCCAGGGUCUCCAGCUGACCAUGCCGGAUUCCGCCCGGGUGAUGUUGUCAUUGAAUUCGAGGGGAAGCCUGUCGGAAGCAUCAAUGAGAUCAUCGAAAUAAUGGGGGACAAGGUCGGGCUGCCCUUGAAAGUGCUAGUGAAACGAGCACAUAAUAAGAUGGUGACUCUGACUGUGGUGCCAGAGGAGGCCAACCCAGACAUGUAACACCACUUUGUUUUGCACAUUGAAUUGUUUCACAAGGCAUUCUUCAAAAUCAUCAGUGAACAUGGAGCACCUAAAUUGUACCAAUAAAAUGUCAGAACACACCUGGCACUAUUGGGAGACACAAGACCUGCCUUGUUGCAAGAAAAGAGAAGGUAUUGCAGGAAUUGAGAUAACGGGAUUUUCUAGACCAAUUGAAGAAAUGAGCACUGACCUCACACAGCAGUUACAACUCUUCCUCUUCUUUUUCUUGCUUGAUGUCAAUUGACUAGAAACUUAUACAAGAUCCCUGAUGGGUAUACAUCUAAGAAAUGCCCUCUCAGAAUUUGCAAGCUUAAGAAAACUGGUCGAAGCAUGUGGUUACCCAGCUCAUUGAAUGCAAUUAUAAUGAGAAUAGUAGUUCACUGCUUUUAACAAUAGGUCCUGGAGACUUGGUUCUUCAUACUAUUGCUCUAGGUUUUCAUAUAACUACAUUGAUCUCAGUAAAAUGUGCUUUUGAUUUC